Messenger RNA from Lycium barbarum (goji berry), 561 nucleotides. Its product is annotated as cold shock protein 2-like. The coding region runs from base 1 to 561 and encodes 186 amino acids. Lineage: Eukaryota; Viridiplantae; Streptophyta; Magnoliopsida; Solanales; Solanaceae. The record is from RefSeq and is a predicted model, not a curated record. The transcript has a single exon. Gene Ontology annotation, molecular function: zinc ion binding; nucleic acid binding.
AUGGGUCGGGCACAUAGUGGGGGUGGCGACAAGAAAGCUCAUAGAUUUGACAGUUUCGGAGGUCCUAUUAGAGGUGGGGGACACCAUGACAGGGUUCAUCAUCAUCCCUACAGCCGCCCCAUCCAGUCAUCACUACAGGCUUUAGCAGGUGGUUCUUCAGGUUAUAGCGGGCACGGUUCUGAGCAGACUUCCCGAGGUUCUUACUCUCGACCUUCAGACCGCGGAGGGUAUUCUGGUUCUUCUAUGACAGUUCAGCAGCCUAUGGCCAGAGGAGCAUGUUUUGAGUGUGGUGAGACAGGGCAUUACGCGAGAGAGUGUCCUAGAUCUAGGCAGGGUUCCAGAGUUCAGACAUCUAGGCCUCCAGCACUGCCAGCUAGAGGAGGAGGAUAUUCUGGUAGAGGGGGUUCGCAGUCGGGCAGGGGUGGCCAUCAGCCUAGCAGAGGUGGUCAUCAGUCUGGUAGGGGCGGCGCUCAGUCCGUGAGAGGGGGAUCUCAGGCAGUCCGUAGUGGUUGUGGAGGCACACAGUCCGAGGGUGGACGUGCCCAUUUCUAUGCUUUUUAG